AUGGCUUCUGACUCAAGUCAGGUUAUCUCGGUGAAGUUAGAUGGCACCAAUUUGGUAAUAGGUAAAGAAGUUUGGAAGUAUGUUGAUUCAACGGUAGGGAAACCAACUGAAGGGACUGAAAUUAUGCCAACUGCUGCUACUGUCAAUACAUGGAUUGGCGUAGUUUCUCUUGUACCAGUUUUUAGAGCAUUUUUGGCCGAUUCGUUCCUUGGCCUCUACAGAUCAGUCAUCUUUGCUUCCAUUCUCUACAUCUCAGUUGGUGCCUUAAUUUUCUAUUUCCCUUUACAUCUUUUCAGCAAUUUACAGAAUGUAACAUUUCAGGGACUUAGGUUUUUGACCCUUUCAGCAACCAUUACUCCAAUAGUGAGCAGAGGUUCGACCUCUCCUGGUAGAACCAAGAAUGAAGCAGAGCCUGAUAUGCAUAUCCAAAUUUUGUUUUUUGGCUCAUUAUAUUUGGUUGCACUAGCACAAGGAUAUAGCACAUUUCUUCAAGCCUUUGGAGGCGAUCAAUUUGAUGGAAAACGUCCAGAAGAAAGCAAAGCCAAGAGCUCAUUUUUUAACUGGUGGCUUGGCGUCAUGGGCAUUGGUCCUAUAGCAGCACACCUGAUCUUAAACUACAUCCAAGACAACAUAAGUUGGGAAAUCGGCUCUGGGAUUCCAUGUCUGGCCAUGAUUGUUGGGCUCAUCCUAUUAUUACUGGGACGUAGAACUUAUCAAUUUUCAAGCACAAUAGGUGAUGAAGGAGAGAGCCCUUGUAGCAGGAUUACUAAGCGAUUUGCGAAAGGCAUCAGUGCUUUGCACAUUGUAGAUCCAGCAUCAAGCAGUGGAGAAAGCUCUCAGAAUUACAUGUUUCUCAAUGGUGAAUUGCCUUCUGCAGAUGAUGAUUCAACUGACAACAAUGCAACCUCUAGCAUAACCAAAGAAAUAAAGCAAGUCCUAAGGCUGCACCCUAUAUGGAUUACUUCUUUAUCCUAUGCAAUUGCAUAUGCUCAAGCUUGA
Messenger RNA from Coffea eugenioides, 999 nucleotides. RefSeq names its product protein NRT1/ PTR FAMILY 5.10-like. NCBI's taxonomy places the organism in Eukaryota, Viridiplantae, Streptophyta, Magnoliopsida, Gentianales, Rubiaceae. Bases 1 to 999 code for a protein of 332 amino acids. Gene Ontology annotation, cellular component: membrane. The record is from RefSeq and is a predicted model, not a curated record. Gene Ontology annotation, biological process: transmembrane transport. Gene Ontology annotation, molecular function: transmembrane transporter activity. The transcript is spliced from 3 exons.